UUAGUCCAAAAAAAUUAAAAGGCGGAGUGGAUUUGACAGACGUUCCUAGACGCUUGUGUGACAGAAACGGGCAGCCGAACCAGCAGUCAUGUGUGGAAUCUUCGCUUAUCUCAACUACCAUGUACCAAGGACUCGGCGUGAGAUCCUUGAAAUCCUUCUCAAAGGCCUGCGACGUCUGGAGUACCGAGGCUAUGACUCUGCCGGUGUGGGCAUUGAUGGCGGUAAUGGCAAGGAUUGGGAGAUCAAUGGCAGGACUAUCCAACUGAUCAAGCAGCGUGGAAAAGUGAAUGCUCUUGAUGAGGAGAUCCACAAACAGCAAGAUCUGGAUCUUGAGGUGGAGUUGGAUGUCCACCUCGGCAUUGCUCACACCCGCUGGGCCACACAUGGAGAACCGAGCGCAGUCAAUAGCCACCCACACAGAUCAGACAAGACCAAUGAGUUCAUUGUUAUUCACAAUGGAAUUAUCACCAACUAUAAAGAUCUAAGGAAAUUCCUGAUGAGUAAAGGCUAUGAGUUUGAGACUGAGACCGACACAGAGUCCAUUGCCAAGCUGGUGAAGUACAUGUACGACAACCGCGAGAGUGAUGACAUCUGUUUUGCCACUCUGGUGGAAAGGGUAACACAGCAACUGGAAGGUGCUUUUGCGCUGGUCUUCAAGAGUGUUCAUUAUCCUGCUGAGGCAGUUGUCACAAGGAGGGGAAGUCCGCUGCUGAUUGGUGUGCGAAGUGACCACAAGCUCUCAACAGACCAUAUUCCUGUGGUCUACCGCUCAUCUGGCAAAGAAAAGAAGAGCUGCGGUUCCAUCCCCAGAGUCGACCAGGACACCUGCCUGUUCCCUGUGGAUGAGAAAGCUGUUGAGUAUUACUUUGCCUCCGACGCAAGUGCCGUUAUAGAGCAUACAAAUCGGGUGAUCUUCCUCGAGGAUGAUGACGUGGCUGCUGUGACAGAGGGAAGGCUGUCCAUCCACAGGAUAAAACGCAGAGCCGGAGAUUACCCCGCCCGCGCUAUACAGACCCUUCAGAUGGAGCUGGAGCAAAUCAUGAAAGGCAAUUUUAGCUCCUUCAUGCAAAAGGAAAUCUUUGAGCAGCCUGAGUCUGUGGUCAACACCAUGAGAGGAAGAGUCAACUUUGAUGACAACACAGUGACCUUGGGUGGACUGAAGGACCACAUCAAAGAGAUCCAAAGAUGUCGACGCCUGAUUCUUAUUGCAUGCGGCACCAGCUACCAUGCCGGCGUCGCGACUCGUCAGGUCCUGGAGGAGCUUACAGAGCUGCCUGUGAUGGUGGAGCUGGCCAGCGAUUUUCUGGACCGGAACACACCUGUCUUCCGAGAUGACGUUUGCUUCUUUAUUAGCCAGUCGGGUGAGGGUGCAGUGCAGAGCACUGGCCUUGUUUCCAUGUCAGGGAGCCAGACUGUAAACUGUGAGACUGCUGAUAGUCUGAUGGCCCUGCGCUACUGCAAGGAAAGAGGGGCUCUGACUGUGGGCAUCACGAACACGGUGGGCAGCUCCAUCUCUCGGGAGACUGACUGUGGAGUCCACAUCAAUGCCGGACCUGAGAUCGGAGUGGCCAGCACUAAGGCCUACACAAGCCAGUUUGUGGCCCUCAUUAUGUUUGCUCUGAUGAUGUGCGCUGACCGGAUUUCCAUGCAGCCAAGACGCCGUGACAUCAUCCAGGGUUUGAAGGUGCUUCCGGACCUGAUCAAGGAGGUCCUCAGUUUGGAUGAUGAGAUCCAGAAGCUGGCGACAGAGCUGUACCAGCAAAAGAGUGUACUGAUCAUGGGCAGAGGCUACCAUUAUGCUACCUCCUUGGAAGGAGCCCUGAAAAUCAAGGAGAUCACAUACAUGCACUCUGAGGGCAUCCUGGCUGGGGAGCUGAAGCAUGGCCCUCUGGCUCUUGUGGACAAUCUCAUGCCAGUCAUCAUGAUCAUCAUGAAAGACCACACAUACGUCAAAUGUCAGAACGCCCUGCAGCAAGUUGUCGCCCGCCAGGGCCGCCCGAUCAUAAUCUGCGACAGAGACGAUUACGAGAGCAUCAGCAACUCGGGCCGCACCAUCAAAGUGCCUCACUGCGUGGACUGCUUGCAGGGCAUCCUGAGCGUCAUCCCCCUGCAGCUGCUCUCCUUCCAUCUGGCAGUGCUCCGAGGCUUCGACGUGGACUGUCCUCGAAAUCUAGCCAAGUCAGUGACAGUGGAGUGAAUGGGCCCAUUCGUCACCAUGUGGUGGGCUGGAGGACACGUAGACAUGGCGAGGGACUGAAGAACAACAUGUCCCCAUUUAUGUGUCUGGUUUUGUACGUCCUGUCCUCUUUUAUGCAUUUUACCCAUAUCUGGCUGUUUCAUCUCUGUUGGACUUCUUAGUGUUGUAGUAGACUGGCGACGGUAUGGGCUGGCACUCACGUUAUCCACCUUGCUCUGACUCGGUGUGCCAAUAAGCAUCAAAAUGAAGCUUCUUUCUUCUUCUUAAUGCGGCAAACUGGUGGGAGUAGUUUAUUUCAUCGAGAGCGUCUUGAAGCCAAUGUUACUAUGAACAACGUUUUGCCUCUUCUUUCAAGUGCUUUUAUUAGUCAUUUAGUUGGCGUCUUUCUGUUUUCAGGUGUCAAAUUUCAAGCCAUGGUAGUCAUAAAUGGUGCCACUUUGAAGCUGUUUGAUUUAUGUGCACAACUUUCACUGAAGUAGCAGCAUUUGCGUGAGUGCUCUCGCUUCAUGAUCAAAUAGUUUUAUGUUCUUUAUACAUGUUUUUUUUUAAUAUUUAAAUUACACAAUUUCCUAUUUAAUGUUGACUAAUACCUGUUCUUGUACAAGAACAAGACUUGAUUCUCUACUUUGUCAUACGACACAAUGAAGUUACUGCCAGCCCACACCCAUCAUGACUACUGCAAAUGCAAUGUUGAGACCAUUUGUAACUAUUAAUUUGAUAUCUUUUUUUCCAUUUUCUUGUGGGAAUUCAGAAUUUUGUAUCGUUACUCUGACUUAAAAAGUGAAUGUUAGUCUUUUGAAGAAGAAAAAAAAAAUAGUCCUCUCAACCCAAACACUU
Messenger RNA from Syngnathus acus (greater pipefish), 3034 nucleotides. RefSeq names its product glutamine--fructose-6-phosphate transaminase 1 (gene gfpt1). Gene Ontology annotation, biological process: UDP-N-acetylglucosamine metabolic process; fructose 6-phosphate metabolic process; protein N-linked glycosylation. The coding region runs from base 89 to 2197 and encodes 702 amino acids. The transcript is spliced from 19 exons. NCBI's taxonomy places the organism in Eukaryota, Metazoa, Chordata, Actinopteri, Syngnathiformes, Syngnathidae. The record is from RefSeq and is a predicted model, not a curated record. Gene Ontology annotation, molecular function: carbohydrate derivative binding; L-glutamine:D-fructose-6-phosphate transaminase (isomerizing) activity.